This is a messenger RNA of Saprolegnia parasitica CBS 223.65, 1431 nucleotides long. RefSeq lists its product as hypothetical. Bases 1 to 1431 code for a protein of 476 amino acids. Gene Ontology annotation, molecular function: protein binding. Lineage: Eukaryota; Oomycota; Saprolegniomycetes; Saprolegniales; Saprolegniaceae. The record is from RefSeq and is a predicted model, not a curated record. The transcript has 5 exons.
AUGGGCGUGCAAGAAGUCUUCGGGAACAGCGACUGGGACGCCAAGCACCGCGCCGCCGGCGGGAAGCUCGUCGUCGCCGACUUCACGGCCUCCUGGUGCGGUCCGUGCCAGAUGAUCAAGCCUCGCUUCCAUGCAAUGGCCGACCAGUACACGGACGUCGUCUUCCUCGAGGUCAAUGAAGCGAACAACGAAGACUUGAUCCACAGCAUUGGCAUCCGCGGCUUCCCGACGUUCCACUUUUACAUCAACAAGCAAAAGGUCGACGAAAUGGUCGGCGCCGACCCAAACACACUGCAGUCCAAGAUCGAGCAGUGGCGUGCGUCCGCCGGCCCCAACCCGUUCGCGUCGGAGGGCGUCUCGCUCGGAGGUGGCGGUGCCGCCCUCGACCCGCGCGAAGCUCGUCUGCGCAAGUUCAACCAGGUCGACUUGCUGCCGACAACGCCUGCACCUGUCGCCGCCCCGACGCCUGUCGCUGCGCCAAUCGCUGCGUCGGCGGCCUUGACCGCAGAGCAGCAAGCUGAAGACGCCGAGCUCGCGCAAGCUCUCGCGCUCUCGCAGCAAGAGCUUUCCCAGGCCCAGGCCAACGUCGACGAGAGCGGUGCGCCUGCCGAGAUGGCGCUGCCCCCGGUCAACGAAGCCUUCCUCGCACAGCUCGUCGAAAUGGGCUUCCCGGAGCUCCGCGCGCGCAAGGCGCUGCUGGCGACGAACGAUGGCAACCUCGACCAGUGCAUCAACUGGAUCGACGAGCACCAGGACGACGCCGACAUUGACGCGCCGAUCCAGUUUAUCGACAUGGCGCACCACAAGCGAACGCUGACCGCGGACGAGAAGGCGGCCAAGGUCGAGGAGCUGAAGCAGCGCAUCGAGCUCAAGCGCAAGGAGCGCGAAGAGGCCGCGAAGAAGGACGACGUGGCGCGGGAGAUUGCGCGGCGCAACAUGGGCAAAGAGGCGAACGCGGCCAAGGAGGAGUACGAAGCGAUCCAGAUGCGUCUGCUGCGCGAAAAGCAGCGCAAGGAGAAGCUCGACGCCAAGCUCGAGCGCGAGCGGCUUCUGAAGCAGCUCGAGAUGGACAAGGCCGAGCGCCGCGCCCACGGCGGCGUGCUCAAGAAGGCGGCCUUUGAGAGCGACGUGGCGGUCGACCGCUUGAUGCAGUACCGCGUCGGCGGCGACGGGCUCACGGCGCUCAAGACGCUGCAGAUCUACGUGCGCAACGUGCUCGAGAAGCCCACCGAGUUUGAAAAGUACUCGAAAAUCAACGGCGGCAACGCGGCCUUCAAGAAGCGCGUCGGGUCGCUCCUCGGCGGCCUCGCCUUCCUGCGCGCGGUCGGCUUUGUCAAGACGGACACGGACGAGCUCGUCAUGACGGCGCGCAACGAAGCGCUCUUGAGCGAGGCCAUGCAGCUGCUCUCGGCCGCCAUUGCGCGCUACUAA